Messenger RNA from Exophiala spinifera, 759 nucleotides. RefSeq lists its product as uncharacterized. Gene Ontology annotation, cellular component: cytoplasm; nucleus. Bases 1 to 759 code for a protein of 252 amino acids. The transcript has a single exon. Gene Ontology annotation, biological process: secondary metabolite biosynthetic process. Lineage: Eukaryota; Fungi; Ascomycota; Eurotiomycetes; Chaetothyriales; Herpotrichiellaceae. The record is from RefSeq and is a predicted model, not a curated record.
AUGACUUCUCGCCCGACCCACGACAGUCAGGGAUCUCUCCUCCCGGCCAUCCUGUGCCUCCACGGGGGCGGGUCCAACUCCACGGUGUUCAAGAUCCAAAUGCGCCGAUUGAUCUGGACGCUCGAGAAGCAGUUCCGGUUCGUGUUCGUGCAGGCGCCGAUCGAGGGCACGCCGGGCCACGGCAUGCUGCCGGUGUUCGCGUCGUGCGCGCCGUUCUACCGCUGGGUCAACCGGCGGUUCAAGGCGGGCGAGAGCGACGUCGAGCCCACGCCGCGGGACGAGGUCGACGCCAUCGACGCCCUCGUCUCCGAGGCCAUGGAGGCCAACGGCGGCGUCGACUCGUUCAAGGGCGUCAUCGGCUUCAGCCAGGGCGCGAGGCUGACGGCCGGCCUGCUGCUGCGGCAAAGGAUCCAGGAGCGCGCCGGCACCACCCCCACCGCCACCAAGUUCGCGUUCGGCGUCAUGAUCGGAGGGCCGUACCCGCCCAUCGGGCUCGCGGGGACCGUCGACGCGGCGGACUACGCCUUGCUCCGGGACAUUCCGACGGUGCACGCCUGGGGGCGAGACGACCACGUCAGGCCCGGGUGCGAGGCGCUGGCGAAGACGUGCGAGAGCGACGCGUGUUUCGUCAUGGACUACGAGGGCGGCCACCACCUGCCGCUCACGAACGUCGAGGCCAAAGACCUCUGCGAUCUGAUCAUGGCCGCGUGGUACGCCGGUGGAGGAAAGUACGGCGUGAGUGCCAACGAGACCUACUGA